This is a messenger RNA of Trichoderma virens Gv29-8, 492 nucleotides long. RefSeq lists its product as uncharacterized. The transcript is spliced from 3 exons. Gene Ontology annotation, biological process: mitochondrial electron transport, NADH to ubiquinone. The record is from RefSeq and is a predicted model, not a curated record. Lineage: Eukaryota; Fungi; Ascomycota; Sordariomycetes; Hypocreales; Hypocreaceae. Bases 1 to 492 code for a protein of 163 amino acids.
AUGGCCUCGUCCCAAUUGCGAGCGGUUCAAGCGCUGACGCGCAACCUGCGCGUCUCGAGCCGAUCAUUCGCCACCUCUGCCCGCCGACUCGAGGCAUCUGCGCCUGUUACUGGCACGAGCGAAACGGCCGCUGUCCUUGAGACCGAUUCAAAAGCCAUCGGCCAAGCCCCCAACCGUGGAGCUGUCUGGUCUCGAAACCAGAAGCCUCGAUCAAUCGCCAUGACCGGUCCUCGAUUCGAACAGACCGACUUUAGCCUUCAGCCCCAACCUUAUUCGGCUAUGGAAUUGGUCCACAAGGUGCCUGUUACAUGGACUCACGACAAGAUUGUAUCAUGCGAUGGCGGCGGCGGUCCUGCUGGCCACCCCAGGAUCUUCAUCAACACCGACAAGCCCGAAAUUGCCUCCUGCAACUACUGCGGCACCCCCUUCGCCAACGAGCACCACCGAAAACACCUUGAAUCCCUACCCGAGACCUCCUACCCCCUAAAAUAG